Molecule: messenger RNA, 480 nt
Organism: Malassezia globosa CBS 7966
Lineage: Eukaryota; Fungi; Basidiomycota; Malasseziomycetes; Malasseziales; Malasseziaceae
Exons: 1
Coding region: 1-480 (159 amino acids)
Biological process (GO): transcription by RNA polymerase II
Cellular component (GO): RNA polymerase II, core complex
Molecular function (GO): DNA binding; protein dimerization activity
Source: RefSeq, a predicted model, not a curated record
AUGGCGAACGCGCCGGACAGGUUUACGCUGUUCCUCCUUCAGCCUGGGGAGCAGCGUAUCGAGGUUCAGGAAGAUAUGCGUAUCCCGAAUGCUGCUACAUUCAUAUUCAAUAAGGAAGAUCAUACCCUUGGGAAUAUGCUUCGGCAUGCAGUUCUUGCGCAGCCGGGUGUCUUGUUUUGCGGGUACAAGGUCCCUCAUCCUUUGGAACCUCGCGUACUCGUCAAGAUCCAAACAGAUGGGAGUCUCACGCCCGCUGAAGUUUUGCAGCAGGCCUGCACGAAAUUGAUCGUACAAAUGGGCGCAUUGAAGCAAGGAUGGACGAAAGAAGUGCGUCUCAGCGCUGAUGGUGGCCAGUAUGGCUCCGGGGCGUACGGGUCACACCUAUGGAAUGCGUAUGGUGCUGGCACGCAGGCUGAUACGUAUAGUACCGAUGCCGAUCGCGCUGCUGGCGGCGCUAUAGGCGGCUAUGUAGAUAUGUAA